AUGGCCGAACAGCUGCCUGCUAGGAAGAGACUGCCACCGAUCUCACCAAUUAGUCCUCGCAAGGCUGCUUCGACCACAACAAUACCGGCUGUGAACAGUCUGCCAGCGGUUAUCUUCCGUCAAGACUUCACCGUGCGGCCCCAGAAGUCACCUACCGACUAUCUAGACCUGGACCUCAAGACCCCAAGGCUAAAUGACAUUCAUCAACACCUCUGGCUUGCUGGUCGUCCAACUGCUGCAAGGCCGUUGCAUAAGCAGAAACAACUUGGUCGUAGUCUAAUGAUUACCGAGGAUCCAGACGAACAUUUGGUGUGGCUUGAGACGCAGCUCUUCGUGAAGCCGCUUCCUCAGUAUCUCCUCGAUCACAACUGGUGGGUCAAGCACCUCUGCGAAAAGGAGGAUCUCUAUCGUUCUGCUUGUGGUUUUCUCUUCUCAUAUGUUUGGCUCGUGUGCUACCCCUGCGAUCUUGAUAUUGCGAAGGACACUGGUCUACUGCCGCACGACAUCUGUUGGCUUGACUGGGUCAGGUUCAUCGAGACUUUCCUUGACAGCAUCGAUCUUGGUAUAUUGAGCAAUAUGAACAAACGAUAUCAAUAUGGAGAGUUGCGGUUGAGUCGGCUCAAUAGCAUAUACCGUUUCAUACCGCCUGCGUACUCGCUGCGACGCUUUAUCCGCGGGUAUCGAUUGGGUUCAACGUGGUAUGCUGCAUACUUUGGUGGCUAUUUCAGAUGGUUGUUGGUUGUAUUUGCUAUCUUAUCUGUUGCUCUCUCCGCGUUGCAAGUCGGUCUGGCCACUUCAAAUCUACAGAACAACCGCGGUUUUGGAGACGCAUCGUAUGGCUUCACGGUAGCAGCACUCUUUUUCAUUGUCGUGUGUGUGGCUGUAGUAUUGUUCUUUUGGUUGAUCCUGUUCUGUUACCACUUGCUAUCUAGUUGGAGGGACAAUAGAAAGAAAAGUCGGGCGUGGCGUGGAGAGAUAGGAUUGUCGUGA
Molecule: messenger RNA, 990 nt
Organism: Aaosphaeria arxii CBS 175.79
Lineage: Eukaryota; Fungi; Ascomycota; Dothideomycetes; Pleosporales
Exons: 1
Coding region: 1-990 (329 amino acids)
Source: RefSeq, a predicted model, not a curated record